This is a messenger RNA of Kwoniella shivajii, 453 nucleotides long. RefSeq names its product prefoldin, alpha subunit. The record is from RefSeq and is a predicted model, not a curated record. The coding region runs from base 1 to 453 and encodes 150 amino acids. Gene Ontology annotation, cellular component: prefoldin complex; cytoplasm. Lineage: Eukaryota; Fungi; Basidiomycota; Tremellomycetes; Tremellales; Cryptococcaceae. The transcript is spliced from 3 exons. Gene Ontology annotation, biological process: RNA polymerase I assembly; protein folding; RNA polymerase III assembly.
AUGGCAGAACAACAAGUCAAUAUAACGGAUCUGGAACCUGCGCAAUUACAAGAAGUGAAAAAACAACUUGAUCAAGAAUUAGACCACUUGACAAACUCAUACUCACAAUUGAAACAAGCACAUACGAAAUUCAAAUCAUGUGUUGAGAACGUAUCUUCUUUAACACCUAAAUCCAAAGGCAAAGAAGUAUUAAUACCUUUGACAAGUUCUUUAUAUGUUCCUGGAAGAUUAACGGAUGUAGAGAACGUUGUGGUGGAUGUUGGAACUGGAUAUUAUGUAAAGAAAACGAAAUCAGAAGCUACAUCUCACUAUAAUACAAAAUCGACUUUCGUACAAUCCAAUCUUGAUACACUUCAAAAGACCAUAGAAAGAAAACAGGAGAACGUUCAAAGUGUCGUACAAGUAUUGCAAAUGAAAAUGCAACAGCAACAACAACAGCAGCCUACAAAGUAG